CACAAAUACUCACAUGCUGAGUGUCAAUAUGGCUGCCUACAGGGUCUUGCCGGAUUACUGUUAAACCUAACAGCUUUUCAAAGCAAUCAUCUGUCUUUGAUCAAACACGCUUCAAACAUGAUGCAACUCAUUUGCUGUAGUAGACCUGGGAUAUGUUCACCAUUGCGGUCACAGGUCUUUUCUGUGCCGUAUAAAGCAGGAGUCCAGUGGAAGCUGUCACGGCGGAUUUCUUCAGUGACUUGUGCACGGAGCUCCUCACAGCAGCUGGGGAGCGCCGUCAGUCGCUUUUGGAGUCUAACUCAGAGGAGCAUACGACGCUCUCCAAAGGGCGCCAUCACACCCCGGGGUUUGAAAUUCCUCCUCGGACCAGCUUUUUUAACUGUCUCAUCACGCUUAUUUUGCCACGUAGCUCACUGUCAGGAAGAUGUGAACAACAACACUCCAAUAGAAGUGGUGACCAAAGACUCACUGCCUGAGUUCAAAUGGCACAUCCUGUGGGAGUUUGUCAAACCUCAACUGUUUGCGCUCACCUGUGCAGUUGUGCUCGCCUUCGGUGCAGCCAUUUUGAACAUUCAAAUCCCGCUGAUGCUUGGGCAUCUGGUCAAUGUGGUUGCACGCCACCUCAGGGACAAUACAGGCAAUUAUAUAGGGGAAAUGAGAGGGCCUGCCCUGAAAUUACUUGGAAUGUAUGGUAUCCAAGGCUUGCUAACAAGUGGCUACAUAAUCCUGCUUUCAAGGGUCGGGGAGAGAGUGGCAGCAGACAUGAGGAAGACUCUGUUUGCAUCUUUACUCAGGCAAGACGUCGCCUUUUUUGAUGCCAAUAAAACCGGUCAGCUGGUAAAUCGAUUGACAGCUGACAUCCAGGAGUUUAAGUCAUCCUUUAAACUGGUCAUUUCUCAGGGUCUGCGGAGCGUCACACAGACAGUUGGAUGUUUUGUGUCUCUUUAUGUCAUUUCCCCCAAACUCACCGGCCUGACGGUGGUCGUGCUCCCGUGCCUCGUGGGAGCAGGAGCUCUCAUCGGCUCAUUCCUGCGCAAACUUUCACGUUUGGCUCAAGAGCAGGUGGCCAAAGCAACAGGAGUAGCAGAUGAGGCACUGGGUAAUGUUCGGACUGUGAAAGCUUUUGCAAUGGAGGAACGGGAGCUCCAAUUAUACGCAUACGAAGUUGACAAAUCCUGUGAAAUGAAUGAAAAUCUUGGAAACGGUAUCGCCAUCUUCCAAGGACUGUCCAACGUGGCUCUAAACUGCAUUGUCCUUGGAACUAUUUUUGCUGGAGGGACUUUAAUUUCUAACAACGAACUGUCUCCUGGAGACCUGAUGUCCUUCUUGGUUGCAUCUCAGACAGUUCAGAGGUCUUUGGCAAGCAUCUCCAUCCUUUUUGGACAGAUGGUGAGAGGAAUAAGCUCUGGGGCCCGGGUAUUUGAAUACCUUUCUCUGCAGCCCUCCAUCCCCCUCUGUGGGGGAGGACGCAUCCCACAUCAUUCUCUGAUGGGAAGGGUGGACUUUAUGAACAUUUCAUUCAGUUAUCCAACAAGACCUGGACAUGAAGUCUUAAAGAAGUUUAACCUGAUGCUGCCACCAUCUAAGACCAUCGCUAUCGUUGGAGAAUCUGGAGGAGGAAAGUCUACAGUAGCAGCCCUGCUGGAGCGCUUUUAUGACCCAUCCAGUGGUGUAAUCAUGCUGGAUGGCCUCGAUAUUCGAACUCUCGACCUGUCUUGGCUCAGAGGGCAAGUCAUUGGAUUUAUCAAUCAGGAACCAGUUUUGUUUGGAUCGUCCAUCAUGGAAAACAUUCGUUUCGGGAAGCCAGAAGCCACCGAUGCUGAAGUCAUUGAAGCAUCAAAGCAAGCCAACGCAUACGGCUUCAUUACAAGUUUCCCAGAAGGCUUCAACACCCUGGUUGGUGAGAGAGGCGCUACGCUAUCGGGUGGGCAGAAACAACGCAUCGCCAUCGCCCGCGCGUUGAUCAAAAACCCCAGCAUCCUGGUACUGGAUGAAGCCACCAGCGCUCUGGAUGCAGAGUCAGAGAGAGUGGUGCAGGAGGCUCUGGACAGGGCCACAAGAGGUCGCACCGUGCUAAUUAUUGCCCACAGACUGAGCACAAUCCAGCGGGCUGACCUUAUCUGUGUUAUGAGUAAUGGACGCAUUGUGGAGGCCGGAACACACCUGGAACUGCUGAGCAAAGGAGGUAUUUACUCCGAUCUGAUCCGCAGACAGAGAGCUGAGGAGAAGAAAUGAAAACGGAAGAACUUUUUCUUUAUGUAGAUCAACUAUAAACAGAUUUAAUAAAUGCAUUGGGGUAAUUGAGGUGUAAAUGUUUACUUUUUGUCUUUAGAAACCUAAGAAAUCCCUCUUUGUGUUAAAUCAUAAAUAGACCAACCUGUGUUAGUUAAGCUACAGCAUUGUAAACAUGUUACUUUUAACUAACGUGACAAUAAUUUAUUUUUUUUCCCUUGUGAGAAGCUUCAAUAACUGUGAAAACAAUAAAAGUUGAUUUGACUGA
Oryzias latipes (Japanese medaka) is the source of this 2500-nucleotide messenger RNA. RefSeq names its product ATP-binding cassette, sub-family B (MDR/TAP), member 8 (gene abcb8). Gene Ontology annotation, biological process: oligopeptide export from mitochondrion. Gene Ontology annotation, molecular function: ABC-type oligopeptide transporter activity; ATP binding; ATP hydrolysis activity. The record is from RefSeq and is a predicted model, not a curated record. Lineage: Eukaryota; Metazoa; Chordata; Actinopteri; Beloniformes; Adrianichthyidae. Gene Ontology annotation, cellular component: mitochondrial inner membrane.